This is a messenger RNA of Rhinichthys klamathensis goyatoka, 1634 nucleotides long. RefSeq names its product glycine amidinotransferase, mitochondrial-like. NCBI's taxonomy places the organism in Eukaryota, Metazoa, Chordata, Actinopteri, Cypriniformes, Leuciscidae. The record is from RefSeq and is a predicted model, not a curated record. Gene Ontology annotation, cellular component: mitochondrion. Gene Ontology annotation, molecular function: amidinotransferase activity.
GCAGAAGCAGAAGCAGAACCAGAACCAGAACCAGAACCAGAAGCAGAACCAGAAGCAGGAGAACAUGCUGCGGGUCCGGUGCCUGAGUGGAGGGAGCCGAGGAGCAGAAGCUGCACAUCUCAUCGGGGAUAUGGCGGGUCGCGCGCUCUCGGGAUGGGUGUCGCGCGCCGUCCGCAACAGCUCGAGUUCCGCGGCCGCGCAUCUCCCGUUGGACGAGCCGGUUCAGGAGUGUCCCGUGAGCGCGUAUAACGAGUGGGACCCGCUCGAGGAGGUGAUCGUGGGCAGAGCCGAGAACGCAUGCGUUCCCCCGUUCACCGUGGAGGUCAAGACCAACACGUAUGAUAAAUACUGGCCCUUCUACCAGCAACACGGCGGACAGACAUUCCCGAAGGACCACGUGAGGAAAGCAGUUGCUGAAAUCGAGGAAAUGUGCAAUAUUCUCCGUCACGAGGGAGUCACAGUGAGACGGCCAGAGCCAGUGGACUGGUCCUUAGAGUACAAGACCCCUGACUUCUCCUCCACAGGCAUGUACGCGGCGAUGCCCAGAGAUAUCCUCAUGGUGGUGGGCAACGAGAUCAUCGAGGCCCCGAUGGCCUGGAGGGCCCGCUUCUUCGAGUACCGGGCGUAUCGGCCCCUGAUCAAGGAGUACUUCCGGCGCGGAGCAAAGUGGACCACAGCACCCAAACCCACCAUGAGCGACGAGCUGUACGAUCAGGAUUACCCCAUGCGCACCGUGGAGGACAAACACAAGCUGGCGGCUCAGGGGAAGUUCGUCACCACAGAGUUCGAGCCGUGUUUCGACGCUGCGGACUUUAUCCGGGCCGGCACUGACAUAUUUGUACAGAGGAGUCAGGUCACGAACUUCAUGGGCAUCGAGUGGAUGCGGCGCCAUCUCUCUCCCACUUAUAAGAUCCACAUCAUCUCCUUCAAGGACCCGAACCCCAUGCACAUCGACGCCACCUUCAACAUCAUCGGCCCAGGCCUGGUGCUGUCCAACCCAGAUCGGCCCUGCCAUCAGAUCGACAUGUUCAAGAAAGCCGGCUGGACGGUGGCGACUCCUCCGACUCCUCUUAUUCCUGACAAUCAUCCGUUGUGGAUGUCCUCCAAAUGGCUGUCCAUGAAUGUGUUGAUGCUGGAUGAGAAACGUGUGAUGGUGGAUGCUAAUGAGAUGACCAUACAGAAGAUGUUUGAAAAUCUCGGUAUUAAGACGAUUAAAGUCAGCAUCCGCCACGCUAACUCCCUGGGAGGAGGCUUUCACUGCUGGACGACGGACGUGCGCCGGCGCGGAUCCCUCCAGUCUUACUUCCUCUAGCCUGCCAGAGACACGCAGUUCUUAUUGAGCUCCGAUUCGAGCACCGUCUGCAUGGUUUGAUUGCGCUGUGCAUGUCAGGGCUUUUGUAAAUGCAACCGAUGAACGUGAUGAAUAGAAACCUCAGUGAUCUCAAUAUAACAACUGCAUUUCUGGCCGGCUGUUGUAGUAAUGACUCCAGUGAAGUAGGCAGAGCCCCCCCCCCCCCCCCCACACACACACCACAGAAGAAGAGUUUCUACCUCCUAUUUACCAAAAACAGAAAACCUGUUUAGCCUAUUUUGAAUUGUAAUGACUUCUUAUAUAAUGCACUUUAAUGAUAUAU